Messenger RNA from Betta splendens (Siamese fighting fish), 3472 nucleotides. RefSeq names its product protein phosphatase 1D-like. Lineage: Eukaryota; Metazoa; Chordata; Actinopteri; Anabantiformes; Osphronemidae. The coding region runs from base 146 to 1861 and encodes 571 amino acids. Gene Ontology annotation, cellular component: nucleus; cytosol. Gene Ontology annotation, molecular function: mitogen-activated protein kinase binding; protein serine/threonine phosphatase activity; cation binding. Gene Ontology annotation, biological process: protein dephosphorylation. The transcript is spliced from 6 exons. The record is from RefSeq and is a predicted model, not a curated record.
UGGCGAAACGUGACGUCAUGACGUAGGACGGGGCGUCUCGAAGAAGAUAAACAAAAAGGAAGGAACCUUUCCGACACACAGUCGCGGCAAAAUCGGUUCAAAUAUUUAGCUUACAGGCUACAGCUACUAUUAGGCGUUCACAAUUAUGGACGAGGCGAUAAUAUUUCGCAUGAGUGCAUUUUCAGAGCAAGGAGGAAGAAAAUACAUGGAGGAUGUUGUCGAGAUAAGAAUCGAGUACGAGCCGACGUCGUCUACAGCCGAAGAUUAUCCAAAGUCGCAAAGACAUGGAGGACAGGGAAAAGCGGAAAGUCAACCUUCCAGACAGAUCGACAAUGAAACGAACGAUCACAGCGCAGCCGACGAGUCCGGUCCGGCUUCAGUAAUGUGGACUGAGAGUUUAUCCAACGAGGAGAGUGGAAACAACAGCGCACCGGUGGCGGAUGAAAAAGUCGCCGAGCACGUAGUGGACACUCGGAAGUCCGUGGCGUUUUUCGCCGUGUUCGAUGGCCACGGGGGUCGGGAGGCGGCACACUUCGCACGGGAACAUCUGUGGGAUUUGCUGAAAAGGCAGCGUGGGUUUUGGUCCAAGGACCACAGCGAAGUGUGCGCUGCUCUUCGCAAAGGCUUCAUCGCCUGUCACCACGCAAUGUGGAAAGAGCUACCUGAAUGGCCUAAGACUAUCACUGGCCUGCCCAGUACGUCGGGCACCACCGCCAGCGUGAUCGUGAUUCGUGGAGUUCACAUGUACGUGGCUCAUGUUGGCGAUUCAGCAGUGGUGGUCGGCGUUCAAGAGAAUGAGUCUGACAUCACACUCCAGGCACUUGAAAUAACACAAGAUCAUAAACCUGAGCUGCCUAAAGAGAAGGAACGUAUUGAACGGCUAGGUGGCAGUGUAAUGAAGAAAUCUGGAGUGAACCGUGUUGUGUGGAAAAGGCCCAGAUUGACCCAUAACGGCCCCGUGAGGCGAAGUACAGUCAUCGACCAGAUCCCCUUCCUGGCUGUGGCCCGAUCCCUUGGUGAUCUCUGGAGCUAUGAUUUCUACAGCGGUGAGUUCGUGGUCUCACCAGAACCUGACACCACUGUAAUGACCCUUGACCCAAAACGCCAUCGCUACAUCAUCCUCGGCAGCGAUGGACUAUGGAAUAUGAUGCCCCCCAAGAAUGCUGUUAAUAUGUGUUAUAGCCAUGACAAAAUGGUGGGACCUAAAGGAAUGUCUUGUGCCCACCGCUUGGGAUGCACAGCCCUGCUGUUCUGGAAAGAGCGCAUGCUCCGUGCAGACAACACAACAGUUAUCGUCUUAGCCCUGCAGGAGCGUGGAGGCCCGUCCAUCCCUAUGCACCGAGAUGAAAUCGUUGUAGACAUGGCUACAGGACUAGAUCAUGUUCCAUUCCCUGGGACCCCUUACAACACGUGCGAGGUCCCAAAGCAACGCGACGCAGUGGAAGCUCCUUCUCCAUUCCACCAAGGCUCCCCUGCUCUGGAGCAGGCCUUCGGUCUGUGUGAAGCAGCUUUCUGUGCCACCUCGCUGCUCUUACCUGAUGCUAACUCUGUAAGGGCUCCCCCGCCUCCUCCUGACGGUUCAGCAAAUGUUUUUGAAAAGCAAGACUCGACGACCUCAGUGGACUGUGAGCUUUCCCCUCCCUCGGCCAAAAGGCGCCGCCACCCCUCGUACCCCGACCCCGACGCCCCCCAGCGUCGGCUGGGCCGGUCCCCCAGCAAGAGUCUCCCCCAGAAGAUGCCUCGCAGCGAAGCGCCGAACGAGCCGCUGCGUCACACUCGUGCACAAAAGGGAGAGAGGAGCUCCCCCGAGGAGCGCAGCAUCCUACCACAGCACCACAACGCGGCCUUGUGUGUCUGCUGACUCCUGUCUCCCGCAAACCGGGCCUGAGACCCGAUGGAUGGGUCUCUUCCUGGAUGGAUACUUUUUAUAUGAACUCUUGGUUUUUGGCAAGUGUGUGAGAAAUUCAUGAUUGUAAAAGUGUUGUUGUUUGGACUUUCUUGCUUUGCCCCCCAUUUUAAAAUGUUUGUGUGUUACUGGAAUUAUACAUUUUAAAUUCACUACACAAUCUAUUUUCAUAGGUAUGUACUAUAUAGUAUAUCCAAAAGACUUAUUUUGAACAAGAUAAAUAACCAUAGUCUGACAUGACAUGUUGUUGACACAUAUAUGUUCUUCCAGUUAAGAGUUUUAUCUAAUUAAGUAACUAUUUUAGAUGGUUUGAACUUGUCGUAUGCCAUAACAUUCCAGCCUGUCCUCGAAGGGGUUCAGCGCCUCACACCACUUCUUUAGGACCUUUCCUUUUAAAGAUGAAACGCGCUUUUCUAUCACGUGCGGUCCAAUUCCAGUGCAAAUAAUGGGAAAGCGAACGUGCAGUGGUCUGAGGGAAUUAUGCGGGUAUUGAUUGAUGGAUUCUGUGUCGUUUGUUGUGUUGUUAUCAGUGGCUACCUGUGUACUGUCAUGAUCAGUUGCAGCUCUUAUAAUUGCUUGCUUGUGUGAAGGUUUUAAAGGGCAAGUUCACCCCAAUAUGAAAAGCAUAUGAGUGUGGUUUGAGUGAACUGGUCCUAAGGGUACUUUUAACCACGGUACAGCUAAGCUCCUCAGUUUCGUCUCUCUGCAGUUACAUUGCUGUUGUAUAUUAUUUUGAUACCUCUGGCCUUUAUAACUACAUUAGUUUAAAUAGGUGGAAAGGAAGGUAGUUGGUUGUGUUAAAUGGUUAUUUAUUGUAAAUGUAAAGGCCAAUAUCAACACCUCUGCCUCACUGGAGGGUAGUUUAGAUUCAGUUUGGCGUCUUCUCCAGGUGUGCGCUCUGCACUAACAAACUUUGGAUGCAUCCACCCUUCUCUUGUGUUGUGAAUCUUUUUGCCCGCUUUAAUACACACACACACACAACAGCAGAUGGAUCAUACAGCGUGUUGAAUCCUAGAAGUUGUGCUAACUUCCGAAGUGGCAAACGCUAUGGCAGCUCUUUUCCUGUUCCAGCGGGUCUGUCCGUCUUCCUCUUUGCAUGAACGUGUCAUUGUUGCCUUAGCACAGAUGAAACACAGGUGCUUAUCAUGCCUUUUUAUUUUUUCAGGGCCCGGUAUGAAAUAUGUCCUGGUGAAGUGUGGCUCGAUGUGAAGCAUUUCUCUUAUAUGUAAUUUUAUUAUUCUCUCUGCAGCGAACAGAGCCUGCUCCAUGUGGAUCCUCUUCCACUUCAGAGCAGUUUGUACAUUUUUGUACAGUACAUGAAUAUGCAAUAGAAGUUUGUACAGUACAUGAAUAUGCAAAGUAAUGUUUCUUUGAGGAGUGUGGCAUGCUCAGAUCUACUCUGUAUUAUGUGAAGUGGAUGUUAAAGAGCAUGUUGUGUGUUUUGACAAUUACUCUCCUUGGAUUUGGUUUCAUGUCCACUACAGUCCCCUGUCAUGACUAACUGUAUAAAUGAAAGUAAUCAGUUGUACAGUAUUUCUGUGUUGUAAUAAAGUUCUCAUUUUCCAA